This is a messenger RNA of Symbiodinium natans, 1998 nucleotides long. Lineage: Eukaryota; Dinophyceae; Suessiales; Symbiodiniaceae. The record is from the annotation of a GenBank genome assembly.
AUGGAUAGCCUGGGAGUCCGAGGAGAUAUCAGUAAGGCAAUCCAGAAAGAGUACAAAAGCCUGCACCAUCUGAGCAAUGCCAUCUGUUCCGUCAAAGAUGCUGAAGCGAUUGUCAGAGAAACUGGGAUUGAACUGGAUGCCGCUGGAAUCAAAGAGCAAGGCAGGUUGCUUCACGCAGCUGUGCUGGAGAAAGAGCCUUCGGUGAAGAGAUCACGUCAAGCGUUUGUGCAGCAUCUCCUACAGCCACGACUACGGGGUCCACAAAAUAAACAGGGCAGCCAUCAAGUGUACCACGAGAUGAUUGCAAAGGAUAUCGUGCUUGCUCGUCAGGUCUUCAAAUCCCGUUUCCAUCGUGCUUUGCGAAUGGAAGGUGCUAAUCCCCAUGACCUGGAGCAACUGGAGGUCCGAAAGUGGAGCUUAAGAGUCGCAGAGUUUGUCAUCGAUGCCAAUCUGCCAGCGAGUCAAGUAGUGGAUGGGGUUCAGGAUCCAUCAGAAACUUGGGUGCGCUUGUGUGGCGGGCGGCGUGUCAGCACGCUGCGCCAAACUGCCCGAGUGUGGGGGCACUUCAGAAUGUGGCUUGAGAUGACAUUCGGCAAGCUCUGGCCAAAGGACGCAGUUGAGAUCAUUGAUUUCUUGACCGAGCGCAGUCAUGAACCAUGCGGUCGGACAGUGCCGGGAACCUUUCUUGCAGCUCUCAGCACCUUGGAGGUCAUAGGAGGGUUGCGUAGUGAAGAUAGGCUGUCGCUUUCCCCGCUUUUAAUCUCUUUUGUGAGAGGGCUGGAAACCCAGUUGAGUUCCGGGGCUCCCCCUCGUAAGAGCGCGCAGCCUUACACUGUGGCUAUGAUCAUCGGGGCAGAACUGAUGGUGAUGGACCCGGGGCUCACGGUUGUGAACAGGGUCUUUGCCUUCAUCUUGCUUGUCAUGGUGUGGGCGGCCUUGCGAGUCGAUGAUGUCCAAUGGAUCAAAAGGGACAGCCUGGCGCUGAGUGAGUUAGGCUUGCGGGCGGUCUUGAGCAGAACCAAAACCUCUGGACCAGGCCGAAAGAUGGGUGAGCUCCCAAUUUUUGUGCAUCGUAGGGCUUCCUGGAGCGGAGUGGAUUGGCUUAGCGAGGGGCUGAGCCUUUUCUUGGAGUCCACGGCUACACUGCCUUCAGAGCUUUUCCUGGGAAAGCCACAGAAGGGGGGAAACGGCUUCACCAACCGCUACUUGAGCAAUGUCGACUUCAACAGUUGUCUGAAAGCAGUGUUGACUGAGCUACCUGCAGUGCGGCGUGGCGACGAGGGAGGUUGGGAGGCAAUCCCAAACAGCCGCUUGGUGCCGGAAGCUUUAGUGGGUUUCUGGUCAGGACACUCUGCUAGGCAUAACUUGGUGUCUUGGGCAGGAGCCAUGCGGGUGCCCCCAGAACAGCGAAAUUAUCUGGGCAGAUGGCAGACAGGACGAGGCUCUUCCGACACAUACAUGAUCACGUCGAGACAAGUGGUGCUUGAGGUGCAGGAGAAGGUCUUGAAGGGGAUCUCCAACGGGGGCGACCUGGGAACUGACAUCUUCGUCGAGAGCGAGUUGGUGGAGACACUCGUGGAUUUCUCAAAGGCCCGAGGGGACCCCAGCCGAGUAAAGCUAUUGCACCAGAUAAUGCAUGGGCCGCCGGGCAAACCCACGCUCCAGCAGAAAUUCCCGCUCCUCGAGGAUACCUCCAUCCAGAUCGGUUCCGAGCUUGGUGACGGCGACAUGGACAGGGACGUCGUCUUGCCUGAACCUUCGGAUACAGCACCCUACUUCGUGACCGUCUCAAGAAGAACGGGGUUCAAACGGCUUCAUCGUCAAGGCGGGUGUCCCGUUACCGUCGCGCAGGUCUACGACGCCAGGGAUGUGUGGACCUUGGGCGCCGAAGUGGCAGAUGCCCGGUGCCUCAAAUGUUUCAAAGCCGACUCGCAACCGCUCUCGAGCUCUUCGGGAAGUUCGUCUAGUACAAGUUCCAGCGAUAGCUCCUUGGAUUAG